AUUUAGUAUUUCCUGUUUCCGCCCAGAGCAAAAACAGAGCGGCACCGCACGCGUGUCUCUGGAAACGCGUUUCAGUCGCGUGUUUUUACUGUGAACGACGAGAAGUUCAGUUAAUACCGGAGACAAGAGAACCGGACCGGUGACGUGUGUAGUUCAGUAACGGGUGUUUUAAAGGCGUGUAACGUUAGUUCAGUAACACGCGCGCGAGGCAGAGAAUCAGAGAUCAGCCGCUCAUCUUCAGAGAAGCACAGAUCCGCUUCAUCAAAGCUCCAGCAGCACAGAGACAGUGUGUGGUGGUCUGGGGUCUUCAGGAUGGUGGUCUUCACGUGUAACGCCUGCGGCGAGUCUCUGAAGAAAGCUCAGGUGGAGAAACACGUGAUGAAGUGCCGCUCCUGUCAGGUUCUGUCCUGCAUCGACUGCAGCAAAGACUUCUGGGGUGAUGAUUACAGGAACCACAUCAAGUGCAUCAGUGAAGAUCAGAAGUACGGCAGUAAAGACUUCCAGGUGAAGGUGAAUAAAGGCGAUGUGAAGCAGCAGCAGUGGAUUCAGAGGAUCCAGCAGGCCAUGGAGCAGCCCCACAUCGAGCCCAGCCUGCGGUCGGUCCUGCAGAAGGUCAGCGCUUACGAUAACGUGCCGCGCAAGAGAGCCAAGUUUGAGAACUGGAUGAAGAACUGUCUGAAGAUCUGCUCCCCGUGUUUACUGGAGAAGGUCUGGGAGAUCUGCUCAACGGCUGCCCACAGCACGGCGAGUGAACGCGAGAACCGAAGCGACACGAACGACGGCGCUGAGACGAACAAAAACAAGAGAGAUGAGCGGAAGGAUAAGAAGAGCAAGAGGAAGACUUCAGACGAGAACACAGAGCAGAACGGAGAGAACACUGAGAAACAGAGGAGAAGAAAGAGAAGACGAGAGGAGAACGAGCAGAACACAGACGAAAAGAGCAACAAAAAACAGAAGAGAAGAGAACAGGAGGCGUAUGACGAGAGUCCGAGUCUGGAGGGGGAGGAGCCAGCGAGCCAGGAGUCUGAGUCAAGCUCUGCAGGGAAGUUUAACUGGAAAGGGACGAUAAAGGCGGUUCUGAGAGACGCUCCGGAGGACGGACUCGCUGUCAAGAAACUCCGCAAGAAGGUCUUAGCGGCGUAUUACUCUUUCACUGGAGACUCAAACUACAGAUCGGAAGAGGAGCUUCUGUCUCUGUUCAACAGAAAGAUCAACAACAACCCCAAGUUCAAGAUCCUCAAAGACAGAGUCAGACUGCAGAACUGACAGCUGUCUUCAUCGUCUCUUGCUGUAAUAAACGCCGCGAGCGAGUGAA
Molecule: messenger RNA, 1315 nt
Organism: Cyprinus carpio (common carp)
Lineage: Eukaryota; Metazoa; Chordata; Actinopteri; Cypriniformes; Cyprinidae
Product: cell growth-regulating nucleolar protein-like
Exons: 9
Coding region: 313-1266 (317 amino acids)
Biological process (GO): rRNA processing; negative regulation of transcription by RNA polymerase II
Cellular component (GO): nucleolus
Molecular function (GO): DNA binding
Source: RefSeq, a predicted model, not a curated record